Messenger RNA from Cryptomeria japonica (Japanese cedar), 3018 nucleotides. Its product is annotated as wall-associated receptor kinase 2-like. Gene Ontology annotation, cellular component: plasma membrane. Gene Ontology annotation, biological process: cell surface receptor signaling pathway; protein phosphorylation. Gene Ontology annotation, molecular function: polysaccharide binding; calcium ion binding; protein serine/threonine kinase activity. The transcript is spliced from 6 exons. The record is from RefSeq and is a predicted model, not a curated record. NCBI's taxonomy places the organism in Eukaryota, Viridiplantae, Streptophyta, Pinopsida, Cupressales, Cupressaceae. The coding region runs from base 1 to 3018 and encodes 1005 amino acids.
AUGCAGACGUCGGGCGGAGUACCUGCGCGCACAGACCUGCAGGUACCUGCAAACAGGAGUCGAAAUGGUGGAGUUGCGGCAUCUCGUAUUUGGGUUGGGAUUGAAGCCUGGGUUGAAGGGUUUUUCCAGGGGUUGGGCUUUCUCUUUUGGCAGAUUUCAGAGAAUACUAGGUGGGUGGGGAGAAGCGAUUUGAGGGCUUUGGUCCUGUGGGACUUUCAUUUUAUGUUGGGAGGUGUGUCUCAGGGCAGGGGUAUCUUGGCCCUUGCUUCCACGACCAUGGCUUCUAAGGCUAUAUCGGCUUCUAUAAUUUUGGCUAAGAUGGUUGUUGGUACAAGAAUUUGGCUUGGAGUUGGGGGAGGAUUUGGGAUUCAGGUGGCUUUAGUGAUGGAAGGCUUUUCUCUCUUCUUCCGGGCUUGGGGUUUUCUGGUUUUGGAAUAUUUUUUUGCUCGGAAUGUGUUCUCUACUUUUUCCUUUUCAGGGCUCUUCCUUCCAACCCCAUUCCUUCCUCCCUUGCUCCUUGGAUCUGUGGUGGAGAAAUGGCUUGGAAAGUUCAUAUUGUAUUUUGCAAAUUCUUCCGUUGUUGCCCAGUCAACUGCGAAAUGUGUUCCUGAAAAGUGUGGUUCGAUGAAUGUGAGUUACCCUUUCUGGAUUCACAAUUCCCAUUGUGGGCAUCCUCUUUUUCAGAUCAAUUGCACAAAGGAUGAAGAUACUGGGAUGCUCUCUCCAUACUUCACUGCCUUUCAAGCCAAUUCUACUGAUCGUGAGGGUAAUUCUACAUAUGUGGAUUUUAAACUCAACUCUUCGAAGAUUAUGAAGAUCGAUUAUGAAGGCCAUCUCGUCAUUGAUUCUACUCAUAUCAUUUCCGCAUCUUGUCUUGAAAGCAUUGGUUGGAGAAGCUACUUUGAGCUAUCUUCAGGUGGGCCUUUCACUCUUUCCAAAGACAAUAGGUUGGUGGUUAUGGGGAACCAAUCAUUCGGUACCUACAGUUUUGGGAAACUGGGAGAGGCCAGAUGUGUAACAAUGAACCUUCAAAAUGAUAAACCAUACUGCGACGAUGGCUGUUGUGAAAUUAACCUUCCAGAUAAUUUUCAAUUUAUAAAUUUCACGGGCGGAGGUGUGUCUCUAUUGACCAACGAAAGUGGUGUUGCUGUUUACUCCUGUGGCGUCUCCACCAUAAUGGACCCCUCCACCUUCACCAUUCUGAACACUACAAACUCGUCGAUAUCUUCUUAUGGUCUCCGCCUUAACUGGGGUAUCGGCCUUCAUAAUUGUUCCAGGGCUAAAGCAAAGGCCGAUUAUUCUUGCUCCUCCAAUGCCCAAUGCGUUGACUCCCCUUCAGGAAAAGGGUACGUAUGCAAAUGUCUCCCUGGAUAUGAAGGAAACGGUUACGCCAAUGGCACUGAUUGCACUGGUAAGAACUCACCAUUUCUAUUUAUUAAACAACCAUGUUCCUACAACUGUUCAUGUGCAAAUGGAUUUGUGGGAGAUGGCCUUACAAUUGGGACAGGAUGUAGAGGUGUUAACUCUCUACUUUUGUUAAUUAGAACCAUUGUUAAUCAUGUGUUCUCUUUUGCGAUCAUUUCUUUUUUAAAUAUCAAAGAUCCUAACGAGAAUGAUGAUGAAUCCUCAGAUAUAGACGAAUGUAGUCAUCCAGACAGGAACAAGUGCGUUGGAGAAAAGCAAGGUGGAAUAUGCCGUAAUUUUGUAGGUUCCUACAACUGUUCUUGUGCAAAAGGAUAUGUGGGAAAUGGCUUUAGAAAUGGGACAGGUUGCAUGUCGCCAACUUCAAAUCGACUUAUCUUUUCUGCAAUCGUAGGAUCCGUCUCCUCGUUUGUGGUUGCUUGUUUAGCAGCGUGUCUUUUGGUUUGGUGGCUAAAGAAACACCACUUGAAACUUGUGGAAGCCAAGUAUUUUCAGCUGUUGCAGCAGUACAUUGCUUCUACACUGGGGAGAGAAAGCCUGAGAAUUUUUUCUUCCAAAGAAUUGGCAAGAGCUUCUAAUUAUUAUUCAAAUGAAAUGUUGUUGGGAAGUGGUGGCUUUGGAACUGUGUUUAAAGGCAUUCUGUUAGAUGGUACUCUUGUUGCCAUUAAAAAAUCCAAGCAAGCUUUAAAUCUAAAGGAUGACCAUGAGUUUCUUAAUGAAGUCACAAUUCUCUCCCAAAUAAAUCACAGAAAUAUAGUGAAAGUGUUUGGAUGUUGCAUCCAAACUGAAUUCCCAAUGUUGGUAUGUGAAUUCGUUCCCAAUGGAACACUCUUUGACCAUUUACACUCCAAAGAGAAGUCUUUGCCUUGGGCAUCGCGUCUGCAGAUUGCAAUAGAGACGGGGGAGGCUUUGGCAUAUCUUCAUUCUGGAGCAUCUCAACCCAUUUUCCAUCGAGAUAUAAAAUCAUCUAAUAUUCUUUUGAAUGAGAGACUCUCUCCCAAAGUUGCAGACUUUGGGAUUUCCCGUCUCAUCUCAGCUUCCAAUAACACACAUGUCACCACUAAUAAUAUAAAGGGCACAUGGGGUUACUUGGAUCCCGAGUACUUUCGAACGUUUCAACUCACCGAAAAAAGUGAUGUGUACAGUUUUGGUGUAGUCCUAGUUGAGCUUUUAACAGCUCUGAAACCCAUCUCUCUAGAAAGGGACAGCGAGGAGAUGAGUUUAUCUAGUCUUUUUCUGUCCAGAUUCAACAACAAUCGCCUCACAGAGAUCUUAGAUAACAAAGUAUUGGAGGAGGAGAACAUGCAACAGAUGGAAGAUAUGGGAAGAAUUGCAAGAGAAUGCCUUCAUUUUGAAAGGAGGAAGAGACCGUCAAUGAAAGAGGUGGUGGAGGAACUUUCUAGGGUGAGGGGCGGGACAAGAAAAAUGGAAUUCGAUGGCAGUGAAAAAUGUGAGGACCCAAUAUUUGAGCAGACAAACAUUUCCAGAGAAGGAUCACAAAUGUCAUACAAAUUGAGGAGUUACACUUUUCCAUCUCCAGUUGGAAGUACGUCGGAGGAACCAUUCACUGCACUGCUUCAAAUGUCGACCCUCUGA